This is a messenger RNA of Leptinotarsa decemlineata (Colorado potato beetle), 1395 nucleotides long. Its product is annotated as intermembrane lipid transfer protein Vps13. Lineage: Eukaryota; Metazoa; Arthropoda; Insecta; Coleoptera; Chrysomelidae. Gene Ontology annotation, biological process: protein targeting to vacuole; protein retention in Golgi apparatus. The record is from RefSeq and is a predicted model, not a curated record.
UUAUCUUUAAGUUCCACUUGGUGUUAAGUGGAGCUUUGUUAAGGAAAAAGUUGAGUUAGGUCGGUGCAAAUGGCCCUCUCAGCCUUUCUCCGUUUCAAUCCCAAACAAGUAUCCGAACAUCGCUAUGAUCAACUAACGAACAAAGCUUUCAAUAUGAUACGUCAUUUCUAAUUUUAAAUUUUAAUUUGUAUUUGUACAAUCGUAGCGAAAAUGGUGUUACAAACUGUGUUGUCUUAUAUUCUAAAUAAAUAUUUAGGAACGUUCGUGGAAAAUUUAGACGCUAACCAAUUGAAUGUUGGAAUAUGGGGAGGUGAUGUGGAACUUAAAAACCUAGUGCUAAAAACUUCUGCAUUAGAUGAAUUAGACUUGCCGGUGGAAAUAGUUUAUGGUGUCAUAGAGAAACUUGUAUUGAAAAUACCAUGGAAAACUGUUUAUACGUCACCUUCAGUAGUAUGCUUGGAAGGAAUAUAUUUAUUGCUGCAACCAAACCAACAAGUACAAUAUGAUGAAGUAAAAGAGGAGAAAAGGAAAUUGGAGUUUAAAAUGAAAGAGAUACAGCGAAUUGAGGAAGCAAAAAAAACGGAAGCUGAUAAAGGGAAACCCUCAAGUAAAUUGGGAUGGACUCAAGAGUUUACUCAAAAAUUAGUAGCUACGAUAAUAAAAAACAUACAAUUGAACAUAAAAAAUAUUCAUGUGAGAUAUGAGGAUAGAGUUACCAACCAGAAGAAUCCGUUUUCCUUGGGGACCACUUUGAGUGAGUUGAUUGUAGAGAGUACAGAUUCCAACUGGACAAGAACAAUAGCAGAAGAUAUUACAAAGAUAUAUAAGAUUCUACAGUUGGAGGGAUUAUCUGUUUAUCUCAACUGCAAAAGCAAAAUGUAUGGUGAUUUUUCGAAUGCUGACAUUCUGAGUGAAAUGAGGAAUGGUAUCUCAUCCGGCAAAAAUAAUGUAUGCAACUUCUCAUAUGUUUUGGGACCGAUAAAUUCGUCAGCGAGGUUGCGAAUGAAUCAAAAUCCUGCGAGUGAUUCUGUACCGUAUUCUAUUCCCAAAGUUCACCUCAAUUUACAAAUGGAAAAAUUAUUCGUUGGUAUUAGUAAGAUUCAGUAUCAAGAUAUAAUUGCACUAGCAGAUUCUAUGGGCCGAAUGUCGAGAGGCAUUCCUUAUCGAAAAUAUAGACCUAACCAUACAAAAUAUAUGGGGCACUAUAAGGAAUGGUGGCAUUUUGCUUACAAUUGUGUAGUUGAAGGGGAAAUCAGAAGAAAACGGAAAAAUUGGGAUUGGAAUCAUAUUCUCGAAUAUCGCAAAGCAUGUAAAGAAUACAAACAUCUGUUUUCGAAACAAAUUAAUAAUCAGUUGGUAAGUUUUCAAUAUCUGCAUUGAUUUUUGUACACAGUU